Cyprinus carpio (common carp) is the source of this 1346-nucleotide messenger RNA. RefSeq names its product asialoglycoprotein receptor 1b (gene asgr1b). NCBI's taxonomy places the organism in Eukaryota, Metazoa, Chordata, Actinopteri, Cypriniformes, Cyprinidae. The record is from RefSeq and is a predicted model, not a curated record.
UCUCACAUUCAGAGGCUGGCAAUGGCAGAGUUUAAGCACAUUCAGGACUCCAGCAGCAGCUCACAGAACAACUUUUACUGUGUACUAAAUGAGGACAUUAACAAGAAACCAUCACACACAUGGAAAGGUCGCAUUUGGAAUAAACAGUUUUGCUUUCUUCUGAUGUGUGGCAGUGUCAUACUCUUCAUGGCUCUGUUGAUCACAGUAUCUGUAAAAUUGCAGCACCAAUACAGUAAACUGACCGAGGUAGAGAAUGAAGUGGCCAAUCUGACUUCUUCUUUAGCUUUGCUUUCUUCAAACCAACAAGACACAUUGCAACACCAAUACAGUAAACUGACCGAGGUAGAGAAUGAAGUGGCCAAUCUAACUUCUUCUUUAGCUUUGCUUUCUUCAAACCAACAAGAAACAUAUGACAGAUUUAUGGAGAUGGUCGGUGAACUGAAAGCUGAUCUGAAUAGCAGAAUAACAAAUUUGACUCAGCAUAAACCUGUUCUGAGCUGUAAAGCUGGGUGGCAGCCUUUUCUUUCCAACUGCUAUGAAUUUUCCAGUAAUAAAGUGAGCUGGCAAACGGCACGUUUAUACUGCAGUGGACAAGGCACCCUGCUGCUCAUCCUGGGGAAUGACUCCAGGGAGUGGGAUUUUAUUGUGCAACACGCUGUUCUUUCAUCUGAAUCCUACUGGAUUGGUCUUACAGAUGCGAUAACUGGGCAUUGGAGAUGGGUUGAUGGAACACCUUACACCAUGAAAAGCAGUCAAUGGGAACCAGGUGAACCAAAUAAUUGGUUGGGUGAAGAGGACUGUGGAGAACUAACUGCAUCUGGGAAACUGAAUGAUGGCCACUGCUCAAAAAAAUUCAGAUUCAUCUGUAAAGCACCAGCCAGUGAAAACUACCCAAUUAAUGGGGCUCUGUUGUAAUGCCAUUCAAACAGUAGGCCUUCUGAUAUUAUGAGAAAUAUGUAGAAGUGGGACGGUGAAAGAUUUUUAAAUAUAUAUAUAUAGCCUUUUGGUGUUGUUCAUAGUGAUAUUAAAGACACAAUGUCUGAACCUGCUAUACUGCAGCAGGACUAUGGCAUGUUCACGCAGGAGAGCAGGAGCCCUGGGCAUUUUUCUUUUAGUGUUUUUCAGAGUCAGUAGAAAGGUGUCUUUACUGUUAUUAUGACUAUGACCAUAAUUGCCUACUGUCUGUUCAUGUUCCAAAGGUGCAUGUGCAAUAAUUUUUAUGGUUCUUUGAACAAGCAUGAAAACUUGUUUAAACCCUUUCCACUAAAGUUUUGUGAAGCUUAUUUGAAUUUUACAGAAUUAGCUUUAAAAUACAGCAUCAUAAAAAAUAAAAUAUUAAAAUCCUU